Molecule: messenger RNA, 1491 nt
Organism: Trypanosoma rangeli
Lineage: Eukaryota; Euglenozoa; Kinetoplastea; Trypanosomatida; Trypanosomatidae
Exons: 1
Coding region: 1-1491 (496 amino acids)
Source: RefSeq, a predicted model, not a curated record
AUGCGGCGACUCACCGGAGGCGUGAGCCUUGCUGUGAGUGCGUUGGCGGCGCUUGGUUGCCUGCUGCUUCUUCGCCGCACGGUGCGCUGCUCAUGGCGUUCGGAACCCAACACGACGCUGCACGACCUCGGAUGCCGCGAGCGAAUACCUACCGGCAGGCUACAGCGCCUCUUGCAGUGGCUCCGCGGCUCUGCGUGCGCCGACGCCGUUGUGGCGCUCCGUACCGCGAACCCGCAUGAAGCGGCGCUGUACCACUCCCUCUUGCUUCCGCUACAAAAACAGCUGAAUUCCUCCUUUACGCUCGUGACGGAGGAGGUGGCGGGGCUCGACGCGGUGAUUAUUAUUGAGCUUCGCACACGUGAGUUUCACAGGAAAUACACGCAGGCGGCGGCUGCGGCCUCCUCCGCUGUCUCCACAAAGGUUCCGCCGCCGUCCUCGCAGUUGCCGACUUUCUCUGCAGACACAGCUGCCGCAGCCGUCUCGAGCUUUAAGGCGCAGGAGUGCCUGGUGCUUUGCUGCGUUCAACUUCCGGACUCACGCGUCUAUCGCGAGCUUCCCGCUUUUAUUUCACGACUUCUUGCGGCGCACGUAAACAACCGGCGUUUGUUUUCUUCGUACGCGGAGGAGCUGUUGUUUUACCUCCCCUUCAUUGAGGCACGUAGCCGGUGUCACCAUCACCACCACCAGCAGAACCAUCAUACAGCCACAACGACUCUGGCGACGCCGCUCUCCUCAACAGUCUCGUCGACGCAGCGAGAACAUAAACACAUUUUUUCUGAGCGAGAAUCGUUUAUGUCGGCAGAGCUUGCUGGCUCAGUAAGCACCGCAAUGUCGUGUGGAGGGGUGGAUGAGGAUGCUAGUUUGCCUCUGCUUGGCGAGGUCAUAGACGUCAAUGCCACGCUCUUCUCUACCUCGUGGCUGGUGGAGGUUGACAGUAGGGCGGCCAGUUCCGCUGACGGCGCGUUCUCCUUUAACUCUCAGGGUGACGAUCAAUUUAUCUACGACGCCAUCCACGAGGCGUUCUUUCACGUGGUACUUCACACUCCACUCGCUCGGCCCGACUUCUUAGCCGCUGACACGCUUAAGAUGCACGCAUUCAAGGUGUGGCGAGCGAGUCGCCGAUCGCGGCGUGCAGCGGCAGAGUUGUACGUCUUGGAUGUCGCGGCGGCGAAGGGUGAUUCCGUGAUAAGUUUUGCACGGGUGGUGGAUGAGGUGGUGGCGCAGGCUGUGCUUGUGCACCAUCGCGGGUCACUGGUGGAAUUUGUGGACGCCCUCUUUUCGCGGUUUUCGCUGCGGUACACGCCUGUCACCUCCGCCCUGCGGGAGGUGGUCGAGCGGUGGCGCGAGAAGGUGCAGAAGCGGCGACAGUUGGAUGAGAGCGGAGAGGGGGCUGCAUGGAUGGCGGGAAGGGGCACGGCUUACUAUGGACGGCGACAGCCACCACGCCCGACUGAACGAGGACAGGUGUGGCCGCACAAUGAGCAUGGAUGA